Ornithodoros turicata is the source of this 1067-nucleotide messenger RNA. RefSeq lists its product as uncharacterized. The coding region runs from base 25 to 573 and encodes 182 amino acids. Lineage: Eukaryota; Metazoa; Arthropoda; Arachnida; Ixodida; Argasidae. The transcript has 5 exons. The record is from RefSeq and is a predicted model, not a curated record.
CAUUUCCAGGCACGGCGUGGCCCGAUGAGAAAGAACCGCUUACUCUACUCCACCAUGGGGUCGGUCACGCAACUUACGUUACUAGGAGCUGUUCUGAUAUUAUUGGUGUCCGCGGCGACACCGGUUGCCGGGGCGGGCAUCGGCGAUCGCAUCUUCUCGGGGUUCCUGUCCUUUGGAAGGGCAUUCUCAAAUGCGACGCAGCUGGUCAUCGGAAAAGUGAAGACUAUCGUUAAUCCCGGAGCGGCGGAAAGGACUCGGAAUAGAUCCAUCAGAGACAGAGACGUCUUCAACAGUGUUUGCACCCUGACAGGUCCCAACAGACGUCUGCUUCUUCGCUGCCUCAAGACAAAUGACGAGGAAGUGCUGAGCCCCGACUGGCAGAGCUGCAUCGGCACAGCUCGGAUCGAAGUAUUGACGGCAGAGGACCUUUACCAUUGGAUGUGCAUGCAGAUUACAAUGAGUUCGCAGCCCGAGAAUCUGCAGAACACCACUGAAUGCUUACUACGUGGGAUGGAUAAGCCUGCUGUUAUGGAUGCCAUAAAAGAAUGCAAGGGGAGCUCCCGACCCUACUGAAGAGCUCGCGAAUGUGGAAAAUCUCCAUAUUAUGUACAGCUGUGUAACCUCGAGGCCAUCGUCAUGCAUUACUCUUCCGUGCUUUCUACUCAUUCCAUACUUGUCAUGAUGUACUUAUCUCAUCUUAUAGAAGCAUAUGUGACACUCGUAAACAAAUAAGGGUUUAUUCGUCCUUUUUUUUUCAGCAUAUACAUAGAUACAAAUCGCGUAUCAUGCUACGGUCAAUGACGAUGUCAUCAAAGAUUCACAUGUUUAUGGGUGACACGCUUCCAGGCAUGUUUGUUCAUGUGGUGCGUUUCAUUUCAAGAAACAAAGUGAAAAGGAAGCCAUAACAAAGUUUAUGAAUGGCACAUUAAUCCCGGCGACUUCAUUGAUCUCUUCGUCGAGCAUGAAGCAGGACCAUAACUCAGCCUGGCCUGAAUCACGCGAUGGACAAGAAAUGUCCUUGAAGUAUGUUUUUAUCCAGAAUAAAAUCUACUCAGUAUUUUCUGGCA